Acanthopagrus latus (yellowfin seabream) is the source of this 4001-nucleotide messenger RNA. It is a transcript of the gene senp6a, whose product is annotated as SUMO specific peptidase 6a. NCBI's taxonomy places the organism in Eukaryota, Metazoa, Chordata, Actinopteri, Spariformes, Sparidae. The coding region runs from base 130 to 3423 and encodes 1097 amino acids. Gene Ontology annotation, molecular function: SUMO-specific endopeptidase activity. The transcript has 23 exons. Gene Ontology annotation, biological process: regulation of kinetochore assembly; regulation of spindle assembly; protein desumoylation. Gene Ontology annotation, cellular component: cytoplasm; nucleus. The record is from RefSeq and is a predicted model, not a curated record.
GGACGGCUUUUCGCGGUAACUUUCCUGUCAGCGAGUCCGAGCAGCAGUCAGCAGCUACAGAGAGCCGAUCUGCUACCCUGGGUCGCUGAUGAGCAACACUAUUAUCUGAGGAGGAAUCAUGGAAUAAACAUGGCCCACAAUAGAAGCUAUUUCUUUGAAGCCCUGGGUAGGUCAGAGACCAGGCGAGAUGGAGGGUACAAGCACAACUGGAGCUUUUCUCACUCUGGUGACAGUGAAGAGGAAAGGAUACACGAUACGAGCGUGGUGAGCGUGGAGGAGAUGGACCGGCAGCAGCCGACCUCCCCCGAGGAGAAAAAGUCUCCAUCUCUAAGACACUUCACUUCCUCGGAUCCUCUGAGAACGUAUGAAAACCGGCCAAAUAAUCACAUGAGGCCUCUGAGCAAGCUGCUGCCCAAAAGGAUCAGCGAGGUCCCCCUCUCAGUAGCAACGUCGUCCCCCAUCCCCAACAGAACCAACUAUUUAAUCAUCAAUCCCGCAUCUUCACAAGGAAUCGUUUUACAGGGCCGACAUUUCCAGCACGCACAGAUGCCCUCCGCAAUAAGGAAACCAGUCCAAAGAAACGACUUCUCCACCACGCAGCAGGCUGUAGAAGUGGACAGCAUCGUCCUCACCUGUCCAGAGGACCCAGAAGAGGAGAACCUGAACAUAAAGCGUCGCGCUCAGCAGAAGAGGAGACAGUUAGAGGACUGCUGUAGCUUUCCCUCCCAGGUCAAAGCAGCGGAGCCUCUCCGGCAGCCCAUCUACCAGUCAGUGUGUGGGAAGUGCAAGAAGCCGAGCGAGGACAGCAGCGAGUGUCGGUACUGUGGGACCGGUCCGGCUCUGCUGCCCUGUCAGCAGGCCUCGCUGUCGUCCCCGACCCCCAGGCCCCCCAUCAGAUCCCAGCCCUCCCCCGGACCGAACAGCCUGCAGCAGAACUUCUACAAACCGGUCACGACCAUGAGGGCGCCGCGCGGGGAGACGGUGCCCGUGCGGAUCACGAGCACCCGGGCAACACUGCUGCCGCUGAACAACGGCAGGGCCCCGCUGUUAGCCGGCACGUCGAGCUGCUGCGCAGCCAGAAACCCACCUAAAGGGAAGAGGGCGACCGCCCAGCAGCACGAGCUCAACGACCCCAUCGUCCUGUCCAGUGACGACGAGGAGGAGGCCGACAACGCCAGCACGGGAAGCGCCAACAGACUGGACAGCGUCUCCCCCCGACCCGCAGACUCCGCUCACUCCUCGCCGGCGCCGUCGGGAGGCCGGGUGGAGGCUGCGGUGAAGGGCGUCGCGGAGCAGGAUGAGCCGAACACGGAGUUCUUUGAGGACGUCAACAUGAAGAUCACGAUACCGAGGAGAGCCCGGAUGAAAGACCAGUUUGGGAAUCAGCCUCCGGAGCAGUUUUCGCCGAGGACGAAGAAGCCCAAAUUCAUGCCCAGUAAGUGUGACAGCAUCAUACUGGAGUGUCGGAGUGUGAGAGUAGGAACUCUUCGCAGGAUGGUGACCAAGCCCGUCGUGUUUUCCAUCGACCACAUCCAGCUGGAGACUGAAGGGGCGGAGCGAAACACCAUCGAGAAGGUUUGCCUCCAGUCGUCGGAGCUGAUCAGCUGCGAGUGGUGCAGCGUCCGCAAACUUCCGGUCUUGUUCUUCCAGACGACCCUGGAGGAGUGCGUCCGCCUGCGCACGCAGCUUAACAUGACGAAGGAGGAGGGCGGCCAGUGGUACGACUGCUCCGGGGACCAGUCGGACGAGAAGUACAUCGUUCUGAUCUUCGAGAACGGCCUGGCGAUGAAGGAGCAGAUGAUCCUGGAGGACAUCCUGGGCGAGAUCGGCAGGAACAACAACCUCAGCAACUUCCCCGCCAAGCUGCCUUUCGAGGAGGCCAACAUCCGACUGGUCAACUACAAUAAGGCUUCCAAACAGAAGGAGGACAAGGGGAAGCCGAUACAAACCCCUCCCAAAAUCACCCACGUCUCCCCGGUCACCAAGGUAACUCAGGUCACCCCGGUCACCAUGCCCGUACGCACACGGAUGGCGACCCGGCAGCAGACCAGCACCUACUUUGAAGAUGACGACGAGGACAUGACCGACCUCCAGCCCACGUUCUCGGGACCAAUCAUCAAAUUAAUGGUGUACCCUCCUCCUCCAGCCAAAGGUGGCAUAUCAGUCACUAACGAAGACCUCCACUGCCUUAACGAUGGAGAAUUUCUAAACGACGUUAUCAUAGAUUUUUAUUUAAAAUAUUUAGUUUUAGAGAAAUUGAAAAAAGAAGAUGCACAAAGAAUCCACGUGUUCAGCUCGUUCUUCUACAAGAGGCUAAACCAGAGAGAGCGCAGGAACGUCCCGGACACAACAAACCUGCCAAUCCAGAAAAGGAAGCACAACAGGGUGAAGACGUGGACCCGGCACGUGGAUCUCUUCCAGAAGGACUUCAUUUUUGUUCCCAUUAACGAGUCAGCUCACUGGUACUUGGCCGUCAUCUGCUUCCCGGGUCUUAAAGGGCCGGUGUACGAGCAGAACCCGCUGUGUCCGUUUCCAGCCUCCACCUCGGCAGCGGAUCCCCCGUCGGAGAGCAUCCCCGACCACUGUCGCCCCCUGUCUCCGGACAGGGACGGGCUGGACAGCUCCUCAGACGACCCGUCCCCCGGCGUCCCUGAGGGUCCCACAGAGUGUCAGUCCAACGGUGACCUCGCCAAGGAGAGCGCGGCCUUCGCGGAGGCGGGGCAUGAGCCUUCCCACACCUCUGCGCUGUCCGGCAAUGGGCUGGCUGACGGAGAGCAACAGUACACAAGCGAGUUGCACAGAAUCAGUGUUUGCUACGGUUCAGGAAGAGGAGACGAUGACACGUACACCUUCUCCGACGACCAGAGCUCCGGUCAGGAUGACUGCAGCGAGGACGGCACUCUGGCUGAUGACGCGCUCGCCUCCGAGGCCUCGGCUUUGGCCUCCAAACAAACCCUCUGCAGACAGCCUUGUAUCCUCAUCAUGGACUCCCUGCGAGGUCCCGCCCGCUCGACUGUGGUGAAAACUCUGAGAGAGUACCUGGAGGUGGAGUGGGAGGUGCGUAAAGGGACUCAGAGGAGUUUCGGGAAGGAUGUGAUGAAGGGCUCCAGCCCACGUGUGCCUCAGCAGGAUAACUUCAGCGACUGCGGAGUUUACAUCCUGCAGUAUGUGGAGAGCUUCUUCGAGAAUCCGAUUCCCAGUUUCCACCUGCCGGUCAACCUGUCCGACUGGUUCCCUCAGCAGCGAAUGAAGACGAAGCGUGAGGAGAUCAAGGAGCUCAUCCUGAAGAUCCAGGAGCAACAGGAACUGGAAAAGAAGGAGUCCGACCAGGUCGACGCUCCACCUGGCUCUCCCGAAGAGCCCGAGAUCGAAGAGACUUCUGGGUUGACGGACGGGCCGCAAAACCUUCCCAUCAGCCCCUGAAACAACCCCACCUUCCUCCUCCUCCUCCUCCUCCUCCUCCUCCUCGCCAUCACUCCCGGGCCCAGCGGGAGUGUGGGGCCGAGCCUGAUUGUACGCUGCUGGUUUCAUUUCGACAUGUCUGAAACGACCCUGGACUCCCUCCAUUAACCACAGACAUGAGACACACCUUUAAAUUUGUAUUAAAUAAAACAUGACCUGUAAAUAUGCUGGAGUUUCUCCGCUGCCUUUGUAAUUUACUGUUUUAUGACUCCGUCAUAAAGUGGCCCGUUAAGUUAUGUUUUCAUAGAUGUUCUUCUCUCCAGGAGGAUCUGUGCAGAAGAUACUGUUGCGCUCUUGCAUCAUUAUUUUUUAUGCUUUCUAGUUGUGUAGAAGCAGACAGACGGUAUAAAUAAAUGAUAAAAAAAAAGAAGACUUAGAGGAAGUUGCUGUUAUUUGUUAACGAUCCACAAAAAAAAAGACCUGUUUUCUGAAAGUUGACUUCCAGCUCACGAGUCACAUACGUAGUUCAGUGCUUGCUGUGUCUCUUCGAUGUGGAGUGGAUGAAUUUUCAGCAUUAAAACGAUUCAGAUGCAAGAGCA